Molecule: messenger RNA, 2939 nt
Organism: Aaosphaeria arxii CBS 175.79
Lineage: Eukaryota; Fungi; Ascomycota; Dothideomycetes; Pleosporales
Exons: 2
Coding region: 372-2939 (855 amino acids)
Source: RefSeq, a predicted model, not a curated record
GGCAUCUGAAGUUUGCUCCCUGGGCAGUUAUCGUUGGCAAGGCCUAUCUCGCUCAAGUAUCAGCUCUUCAAUUCAUUAUCAGAAUCAUUAUAAUUAUACUGGAACAUAUUUGAUGAUGGCGAACCGCAACCUCUACCUCACGUACAAGAAAGACACCAGUCGACUGUUGUAUUGGGUCAUAAACACGUCCAACGGCAUUAUACAAUCCGGGAAACUUGCAGAAGAGAAUGCAUCGCUUACAAUCAAUUCCACCGGGCAGAUGACUGUUGCCGAAAUCGUCGACAUGUGCAGCCUCAUCAGCAACCAUCUCGACCCAGUGCCACCCGCCGUCUUUGAACUGUUUCGGGGGGGUCAUUAAAGCACGAUCUGCGAUGUAUGCUGUCUUCCAGCAGAUGACAGACGCGAACCCCGACCCGGAAAUUGAGAGAAAGAAUGUUACCCAUAAACAUUUCAUCGACGCACUGUCGGAUGCUCUGGUAGCGCUCGGUGGUGACCCACAAAGCGCAAGUAACUUCUCUUCCGUUGAAGAAGGCGCCCCAGACGAGGCCAUCUUCCAAAACAAAUUUGCUGCUCUCAGUCUUGGCCAAUUGAAAGAUGAUGAGGAUGAUGGAGGUUCAUCAGAAGACGAUGAUCACCCAACACAGACACGAACACGCAAGAAGAAGGCCGGAAGAGGAAAGAAAGGAAAGCGAAGCAGGAGGUCUAAGAAGAAACCGGCUUCUGGAUCCACCGAGAAGCCUGCAAUUGCCGAAGUCCCCGUCGAGAGCUAUCGCAUCAUUGAAGACAAAGAUGGCCUCAUCUCUGACUAUCUCCUGGCCGUUUAUGCAGUUGCCGGGGAAUGGGCGGAUUUGAGAUCCUUCACUCAAGAUCUCUGGCGCGAGGUAGCUUAUGAUGGCCUCAACGGUGCCGUGGCUGCGGCUUUGAAUAGUAUCGCUGUCUCCAUGGUCAAACAGACAUGCAUUGCCGUGUUUGCGGAUUUCCCAGGCCACGAAUCCUACGACACCAUCAUGCAAACAAUUACAAAGGGUGACAGAGAAAAAGCCCAAACUCAAUUUUCCAUGAGGCUGUACCGCGUCUCCGAUUGCGGUCAGGCUGAGAAAGUUCAGGAGAGAUACAUUGAUGUAAAGGAACAGCUCUGGGUGCACGCUUAUGACGAUCUAUUGACUUUCGUCCUUGAUUUCCAGAAGAACAGAACUGGAAAACCCACCAAAGCGCUACAAUUGCAGCUCAAUAGGUGGAGCCCAGAAUUUGAUCUCCAACGCGCCACAAACGAGGAGCGAGUCAGCUGGCGCCGGUUGUACACUAUCAGUCGGCUUUACGAUCUAGUGAAUGUGUUUUCUUCCGUUGUAGUUCAGCAGAACAACUUGGAAGGCGAGCACCAUGUGUAUGAGGAUGUAGACUGGUCUACGACCGGUCCAUGGGGUCAUCGUCGACGAAUCUUCGGAUUAGAAGAGUUUGCUGGCGACAUCACCGCGCUCGCCAUGCAGAAAUCGAGCACUGAUGUCCGGAGAAAGAUCCUCCCCACCAUGUUUUUCAACUACAAUGCAUUUCCUCGUCGUGACGUCGACCGCUUCUUAGACCGCAACCAUCUAAGAGCCGGCCACGGGUUUAUAAAAGCAGUGAAUUUAUUGAGGCUAUUAUUGCAGAAAGAUGCCAAUGCAAAGCAAGACCCGAACCAUCAUGCGGGAUACUUUGGCAUCUUUGAUGAGAUCAAAAGUGAUUUCGCCAAUUGGUUGGGCGAAUCGCUAUACAGGAACGGUCUUGCCACUAUACCGCCAUCGCGAUUCUCCAGACACAAUUCCAAUGGCUUGUGGGAGUAUUCUCCAUUGCUCUGUGCGGCCGGCUUGGUAGAAGGACUCAUUAUCAAUCAGCGCAUGAUCAUGCAUCUUUGGGACAACAUUUCUGAACCUGCUUUCGGGCUUCACUUGCACAACAUGCUCGUCAAGAAGAAAUAUCUGAAAAAAGAAGUAGGCAUAUUACACCUCUUUCAGGUGCUCUACCAGGACUCAUUCUUUCCCGGAGGUGUGCCGACUGACGACUUUCAUGGCGCAUUCCUGGCUCGAACAGAGCAAUUCGACAACAGUCCUGCGCGAGAGCGCGAACGUCUCAAGAAAAUCAAAGGCACAAAGGAUAUUCACCGACUUAUGGAUCUAGAAUUGAAUAACUUCUUUAGGGAGCGAUCGACGCUUCUGGCAUACUAUGAUGCCAACUGGGUGCCCGAGCAAAUUCCAGACAGCGUCAUCAGGAUGCCAUCAUACUUAUACGUGCUUCGCUUGAGAGGCACCGAACGAGAGAUUGAUCCUGCCACUGGCGAAAAACGACUCAAGCAGACCGAGCUUGUCAAACGCGCCAAAGCGCGAGGACAGACCGAUGCCGAGCUGCUGGACGAGGCGUCAGACGCGACCCCAAUUUUUGCACCAAGCGAGGGGGCUGAGGAAGCCGCGAAGAGACUCGUUACCGACACCGACUUGAAGGAAUUCAAAGCUCGCGAGAUGCGCAAUCCGUAUCGCGUUUCGGAACUGAAGGAUCGUGGACAGUUGCAAGGGCGUGCUCUACUCGAAGUGCUCCGCCUUGACAUAUUCGCCGAUGUCUGCGGCAGAGACCCGAUGUCUAGUCUCAACUAUGUAUGGUUCACCUGCUACCUUCUGAUUCUAUUCGGGAAGAUAGAGGACCAGCUUCGGGAGGCUCGUAAUCCGCUUUGGGUGCAGAUGUACCAGCUUACGUCGCCCCGCUUCAGACACCAUAGCAGACUUUCAAUGCUUAUGGCAGCUAUGGCUAAUGACAAUAAGGAAGCCUUGGAAAUAUGUGCUAAGAUUUUUGAUACUUUCAGAGUGGGCGCGAAAAGUUGCAUCUUCUGGGAAGAUUUGCGUAUGGAGGAUGGCUUGAAACCUCAACGGGAUAAGGACGACAUCCCUGAUGGGCAGUGCUCGGUCAUGUGA